Messenger RNA from Cynara cardunculus var. scolymus (artichoke), 789 nucleotides. RefSeq names its product blue copper protein-like. Gene Ontology annotation, molecular function: electron transfer activity. The record is from RefSeq and is a predicted model, not a curated record. NCBI's taxonomy places the organism in Eukaryota, Viridiplantae, Streptophyta, Magnoliopsida, Asterales, Asteraceae. The transcript is spliced from 3 exons. Bases 1 to 789 code for a protein of 262 amino acids. Gene Ontology annotation, cellular component: plasma membrane.
AUGGCUACUAACAAGUGGAGUAUCAUCUUCCUCAUAGCAAUCGUAGCAGCUCUAGCUACUUCAGUUUCAGCCAAGGUGUUUAUUGUUGGUGACCACAAAGGUUGGACUCUCAACUUCGAUUAUCAAGCUUGGGCCAAUGGCAAGAAGUUCGUUGUUGGCGAUAAACUUGUUUUCCAAUAUGCCGCUGGAAAACACAAUGUCUUCCGAGUCAAUGGAACUGUCUUCCAACAGUGCAUGAUUCCUCCUGCUAUUGAAGCUUUGACCAGUGGAUACGAUGUGAUAACGCUAGCAACCCCAGGAAGAAAAUGGUACAUCUGUGGUGUUGGAAAGCACUGUGAGUUGGGUGGUAUGAAGCUUUUCAUCAAUGUUCUCCCUCAAUCAAUGCCUCCAGUUCCUUCGGUUUCUCCUCCUCCUUCRGGCAAGGUGUUUGUGGUUGGAGAUGAUAAAGGCUGGACCUUGAACUUUGAUUACCAAGCUUGGGCCACUGGAAAGGAAUUCGUUGUGGGAGACAGACUUGCCUUCAGAUAUCCAAUGGGAAAACAUAAUGUCUUCGGAGUAAAUGGAACUUCAUUUCAGCAAUGUACCAUCCCUUCUUCGAAUGAAGCUCGAACCAGUGGAUAUGACGUGAUCACCCUAGCGACCCCAGGAAGGAAAUGGUAUAUCUGCGGUGUCGGAAAGCAUUGUGAGAUGGGCAUGAAGCUUUUCAUCAACGUAGUCCCUCAAUCAGCAUAUGCAUAUCCACCUCCUCCAUACCAUAGAACAAGAAAGCUCGCACCACCAAAAUUCUAG